AUGGACAACAACCAGCUGCUCGCGCUCCUGCAGAGCACGCUCGACCCGAACCCGAACGUCCGCCUCCAGGCGGAGCUUCAUCUGGCCCAAGCUUGCAGCGAGCCCCAGACGGCGUUGGGGUUGGCGAGGAUCGCGACGGAACAGCAGGUUGACAUUCCAUGGCGCCAGGCCGCCAGCUUUGCGCUGAAGAAGUAUGUCAAGGAGUACUGGUCCGCCUUCUUCCCGACUUACAAGGGACCAGUCGCAGCGCCCGCCGAGAUCAAGGCGCAGGUUCGGGAGGUCGUUUUCGGGGGACUGGCUGAUCCCGUCCGCAAGAUUCGGCUGGCAUGCGCCAACAUCGUAUCCUUGAUCGCCCAACCCGACUGGCCGGAGGACUGGCCUUCCCUCAUGGAUCAGCUUCUCGCCCUCAUCCGCUCCGACGCUAUCGACGCCGUCGAAGGCGGUAUGCGCGCAUUGAGCGACUUCGUCAGCAUCAGCUUGACCGAAGAUCAGCUGCUGCCCGUCGCGCGGGACAUGUUGCCCUCCUUGAUGGCGAUUCUCGGCGCGCCGCAGACUUAUGGGCCCGCGACUCGUGCUCGCACCAUCCUCAUCUUCCGCCAAUGCGUCAUGACGCUCUUCACCGUCAAGGACGAGCAUCCGGAGGCGGUCAAGGCGGCAGUUGGCGAGAUUCUCCCUCGAUGGCUCGAGGCGUUCCAGCAGCUCCUCGCUCUUGACGUUGCCGCCGAACUCGGCUCGUCCGACAAUUGGGAAGGCAUCUCCCUCCGCAUCGCCAUCUUCCAAUCCCUCGAGGUCAUUCUCAACUCCUUCCCGUCGACCCUCAAAGCCUCCCUCCCGACUUUCCUCUCCUUCGCCGCCGCUCACCUCACAUCGCUCCACCCACUCUACACGGCCGCCUACCUGUCCAACUCCUCCGACUUCUCCGUCCCCUCUUCCGCAAGCGGCGAGGAAGACUCGGACAUCUCGACAGAUCUGUCAACUCUCGUCUCGACGGUUCUCGACUUCGUUGCGCAGGCGGUGCGACGAAAGGCCGUGCGUCCGGUGCUCGUCGAGAAUCAGAAGCCGACUCAGGCGUUCGUCGUCUUCCUGCGGCGGGCCAUUGAGUACGCACAGAUGACAACGGACGAUGAGGAGAGCUGGGCCUCGGACCCGAAUGCGUUUGUCGCGGACGAGGAUGACGAGAUGAGCUCGUACAACGUUCGCUCCGCCGCUAUCGACAUGGCUAUCGCCGCCGUCGAGACGCUCCAAGAUCCAGGUCUCUCAGCCAUGCAAGUUGCAUUCGGCCAAGUCGCUCAAGCGGCGGACAGUUCACGGUCACAAUCUGACGAGGACUGGUGGAAGGGCUACGAGAGCGCGCUCGCCGUCGUCGGCGGCAUCUCGGAGGACCUGAUCGACCACGUUCAGGAGCGAGCGGAGGAGGGCAAGAGUCCCAAGUUUGCGCUCGAAGGCGUCUUCCAGGGCGUCGUCAUGACGUACUUGACAGCAUCCGAUGUCCCCUUCUUGCAAGGACGCUCCUUCGUCUUCGCCAGCCAAUUCGCCGAGAUUCUCCCCCAACCGCUUGCGAAGCAGUACCUCGAAGCAGCCGUCCAGGUCCUCGACUCGGCAGAAGCGGGCGUACCGGUCAAGGUCUCGGCUGUCCGCGCCCUGACGAACUUCUUCCGACACCUCAAGGAGAAUGUCGAGCCUUCUCAAGCAGUCGUCGCCCUUUCCAAACUCCUCCCCCUCCUCCCUCAGACAUCCGAGAACACCCUCGUGCUCGUUCUCGAUGCGAUCCAGUCGUCGCUGAAGGUUGGCGGCACGGUGAUUGACCAGGCGACCUGCUCGUCGCUCAUUAAGACCCUCCUCGAGACAUGGUUCGCCACUCCCGAAGACCCUCUUCUCGGCUCGACCAUCGCCGACGUCUUUGCCUCUCUCUCCGCCUCGCCAUCUCCCGUCGUCCAGUCCGUCCUCCUCAACGAAGCUCUUCCCGCCCUGGCAUCGACCAUGACGGAGCUGCGAACCGAUCCUUCUUCCAUUCGCGCUGCCUCGGCGCUCGAAAUUACCAACAGCAUCUUCUCCCGCUUCCCCUCACCCCUUCCUGCGGGCGCUUAUGAGCGCGUCGCCGAGAUUCUCUUCGAGGUCUUGGGCGCGACGGACGAUCGCGACAUCAUCCAGACUGGCCUUGACGUCGUCACGACUGUCAUCCGCAAGGAUGUUGACCAGCUACUUAACUGGCGGAGCGCUUCCGGCCAGUCGGGUCUCGAGCUUGUCCUCGCACAAGUCGCCAAGCUCCUCCAGCCGUCGGAGUCUGAGGCAGGAGGUCUCUUCGUCGGCGAUCUCGUUAUCCACCUCGUUCGGAAGGCAGGCGCUGCGAUUGGCCCUGUCCUGCCGGACUUGCUGCGAGCAUUUGUUACGCGUCUUGCGACCGCAGAGACUGCCAUGUUUACGCAGAGUCUCGUCCUUCCCUUCGCAUACCUCGUCCACCAGCAGUUGGAUACAGUCCUCUCUCUCCUCGAGAACCUCACCAUUCCUGGACCGCCUCCACGACCAGCACUUGAAGUCCUCCUUGCCAGCUGGUGCGACUUCGCCGGCGACUUCCAGGGCUAUUGGAACCAGAAGGUCAGCGCCGUCGGUCUUGCGCACCUGUAUGCGGCGGCGGCGAGCAGAGCGGGUCUGCAGCAGGUUCAGGUCAAGGGCGACAUGGUCAUCACCGAAGCGAACCGGGACAAGAUCAUGACUCGGGCGCGAGCGAGAGCCAACCCCGAGCAGUUCCGACCAAUCCCUUUCCCCGCCAAGGCGCUCAAGCUGCUUCUUCACGAUGCUCAGACUGCAUCGGCGAACAAAGGCGGCGAGCAAGGAGCAGCCGAGGACGCGGUCUCGGACGACGAGGACGACGAGUGGGCGGAUGAAGGAGCAGAGUUCACGGCGGGCAACGAGAAGGACCUUGACUUCCUGUCAGAAAUGCUCUCGGGCGGAGGUCUCGGCAAGUACAUGAGCUCGAGUGGCGACGACGAGGAGGACGACAUCGACGAGCAAGACUUGCAGGAUGACCCGAUCUGGAACCUCGACCUCUACUCACACUUGACCAGCUUCUUCCGACAUGCCUACGAAACGGAUCAGACCUCGUUCCGCCAACUCGCCGAGACGUUCCUCAAUGACGAGGAGAAGGCGAUUCUCGCCCGCCUCUUGCAGUCCGCAUGA
Rhodotorula toruloides NP11 is the source of this 3177-nucleotide messenger RNA. RefSeq names its product Importin 9. Gene Ontology annotation, molecular function: small GTPase binding. Gene Ontology annotation, cellular component: cytosol; nuclear envelope. The coding region runs from base 1 to 3177 and encodes 1058 amino acids. The transcript has 15 exons. The record is from RefSeq and is a predicted model, not a curated record. Gene Ontology annotation, biological process: protein import into nucleus. Lineage: Eukaryota; Fungi; Basidiomycota; Microbotryomycetes; Sporidiobolales; Sporidiobolaceae.